Messenger RNA from Adineta ricciae, 2118 nucleotides. The record is from the annotation of a GenBank genome assembly. Lineage: Eukaryota; Metazoa; Rotifera; Eurotatoria; Adinetida; Adinetidae.
AUGAGAGUAACAACAACAAAUCGAACAUCUAAAUUACAGGCAGCAACAAGAGCGAAAACAUCAUCAACUACCAUUCUUAAUGAGCAGACAGGUCAUUUACAGAAUGGUACAACUAUCGUUUCUCCAACAUCAUCGAAUAAUGGUACAUUACGCUUAAUCGAUUCAAGUGACUAUAUAUCAACUUCAGUAUCCCCGCAACAACAACAACAGCCGGUCACAACAUCAACUAUGCUUCAAUAUUUACAACCAUCAUCGAAUGCAAUACAAAAUAUGCUUAUUCAACAAAUACUAACAAGCCCGGAACAGCAACGGCUACUUGUUGAAAAGAUAAAUCAACAACUAAGUGAACAAAUUCAACUUAAUCUUGUUCAAACAACACCAGCACCGAGUACAACUCCAUCGAAUUCAGAAGUAAUCAAACAGAUUCAAACUCAAUUAGCGAGCCAGCAAUUGCUUCUUCAACAAGUAUCUUCUAAGCAGCAGCAGCAGCAACAACAACAACAGAUUCCAAGUUUAUUCAGUAUUACAAAUUCAACUAACUCGAAUCAACCAACAACAGCUACUGUUCAAUAUUUAACAACGACUACGCCUACCAACUCUUCGACUACUGUGACAGCAGAAUCGCCAUCGAUUAUUUCGAUUUCAACACAUCCAUACCAGCCGGCGAACACGAUGAAUAUAACUGAUCUGUUAGCUACAGGUCGAACCUCAACCGGUUUGAACCUUCUCGGAACGAAUUCAAAUACUUCAACCGAAACACGUAUUAUCAUGCCGACAGCAACAACAACAACGAUAAAUCGUUCGACCCAACAGGAGUUAUCUAAUAAUCCGUUAUAUCAACGAAAUCAUUGUCGUUGGCCAAGUUGUGAUACAUUGUGUUCGUCAUUGGUUAAUUUCAAUCGACAUCUUAGUGACGAACAUUCGCUUGAUGAUCGAUCUGUUGCUCAAGCACGCGUACAACAACAUGUCGUUCAACAACUGGAGGCGUUAUUGGCACGUGAACGUGAAAUUCUUCAAUCAAUGAUGAAACAUUUGCAUGGCGGAAACCAACAGAUCAUUUCGAAUGGUGCAUCGACAUCGAAUCCAACGACGACAACAGCACAUAUUAUCACACACCAACCAUCACGUACCUUAGCAUCGUAUCAUAACAAUCGUUCAAAUCAGUUAUCAUCUCCAACGUCAUCGAUGCAUCAUCUACCUAUUGUGAAAUUAGAAAACGCCUUUUUAACAUCAGCUGGUUUAGUGAAAUCAACGGCAACACCGCAAGAUCUAUCCUGCGCGAAUAAUGCCACAACAUCUGCCAUUCUACGCGCUAGUGUAUCAAGCUCUCCACCACCUGUUCAUACUGUCGAAGAAGAAGUUGGAGAUGACACCCAAGAAGAUGAAGACGAUGAGGACGAUGAUGAUGAUAUGAUGGUGACGAAUGUUGGCAAACAUCAAAUGAGUAAAAAAACGAAAGCGAUGCUAGCCCUAGGUGGUAAACGCGCAGGAAAAGGCAAAGAAUUGAAAAAUCGUGAUUAUUAUAUGACGCACGAUGUACGUCCACCAUUUACAUAUGCCACGCUAAUUCGUCAGGCAAUUAUUGAAUCUCCAGAUAAUCAGUUAACGUUAAAUGAAGUUUACAAAUGGUUCGAAGCACAAUUUCUUUAUUUUCGCAAAAAUGCUCAAACAUGGAAGAAUGCUGUACGACAUAAUUUAUCAUUACAUAAAUGUUUCAUGCGCGUAGAAAAUAUCAAAGGCGCAGUGUGGACUGUCGACGAAAAUGAAUUUUGUAAGCGACGUUUGACGCGUGGAGCAGAAAAAGGAAAUAGCCAUAAUGAAUCGUCGUCUUCCUAUGGUCAUAAUACAUCUACUGGUGACGAUCAAGCGCUGUAUUCUUAUCCAUUUAGUGUGGACGAUGAUUACAAGGAUUUUAAAGGUCUCUUACAUUCACAUCAUGUUGAAGAUGAUGAUGAUGAUGACGAUAACAAUUCCAAUAGUGUCAAUGAUAAUAAUGGUUCGCACAAUGAUCAAUCAAGAGGUAUGAAUCAUAAUCAAUACGAUCAUACUGAAGAUGAUGACGAUGUACAAAAUGAUAUGAGUUUAACACAUGGAGAUGAUGAACAAGUUGAUGAAUAA